Condylura cristata (star-nosed mole) is the source of this 7947-nucleotide messenger RNA. It is a transcript of the gene SPATA31D1, whose product is annotated as SPATA31 subfamily D, member 1. Bases 1 to 7947 code for a protein of 2648 amino acids. Lineage: Eukaryota; Metazoa; Chordata; Mammalia; Eulipotyphla; Talpidae. The record is from RefSeq and is a predicted model, not a curated record. The transcript is spliced from 9 exons.
AUGUUAGUGUCAACUGUUGAUAAGGAUGAUGCAGUAGUCACCCUUCCUUUUUGGAGCAGCAAAGGUAAACCUCAGGAGCUACAGAUGUAUGAACAGACCUCACAUCUUAAAUAUCUGGAGGACCAUUUACAGAAAAAGCGCAUCCAGCUCUUCUGGGGUCUCCCAUCUCUGCACAGCGAGUCCUUGCCCUCUGCUAUCCAUGUCUCGGGUGACUCUCCCUCUGUUUUCAUUUUCAAUAGGGUCCCCAAUGCCUCCACAUGUCAGGAAUCCUCAGUGCCUGUACAGGUCCCCUCUCUUGGCUUGUCUGAAUCCCAGGCCCCAACAUUGUCUAAAUCUCUGCCACAAUCCCCGCCCAUGCCUGAGGUUCAGCCACAAGCCCACUUGUCAUUCCCAAUCACAGCCCAAACAUCUGGUCCUUCACAACAGAUUAGGAUCUGUGGAGUGUUUUUCCAUAGACCCCAGAAUGAACCAGAUUCUCUCAACUCUUCUGAUAUUGACCGCCUGGAAUGGCACCUGUUGCAGAAGCAACAAGAAAACAUGUGGGGUUUACCUGCUCUUGUCCAAUGUUCUCACAAAGACUUUUGUUCUUCACCUCCCAUUUCUCCUCAGCACCGGGCUACUCAUGUCCAUGAAUCAAUCUCCAUUCUUCCUGGAGAGUUUUCUCUUAGUGAUGAAAUUCGGGGUAAACUAGAAUAUCACCUUCGAAAGAGGCUUAUCCAACACCGUUGGGGCCUACCUCAUAGGAUUGUUCAUUCGAUGUCAUUAUUGAUGCCUCCAGAAGGCCUGUCACAGACAUCUGAAUUGGAGAGCACUCAGACUCCUUCUAGGACCACUGUGCUUAAGGGUCAGAGUAGCAAAACUCUCAGUUUUGGACUGAGUCAUUCUGGAAGCUACCAUGAGAGUAAGAGGUCAGGAUCCUUUCAAUUAGAGAAAGAUGUAGGGAAGCAUCAGGGACAUAUUGCACAAAAAGGCUCAAAAGAUGAUCCUUUGAACUCUUCAGAAGAGCAUCUGGGGGACGACUCUGAGAACAACCAAAACGGUCAUGGGGUGAGUUUGUCAGGCAAAGACUCAAGGGCCUCAGAGGGGACUCUACAUCAGAACGAGCUGGAAAAUGUCCUGAAAGUACAUUUGAGCAAGAAGUUUGAGGAAAUUAAUGAGGGUCGGCUCCCUAACACUGUGCGAAGUUCACUGCACAUUGACGAGCAGAUGCUGCAGUAUUCUGAGGAACCCCAUAGUCCAGUAGGGCAGGACAGUUUGUCUUCAUCGGUGGCCCAGGACUACUCCCUCAAUACCUCCCGGCAGCUCUCCUUCAUGCACUCCAGUGCACAGCAGCUACUGGAAACCCAUAUUAAGAGGUUUCGCCUGAGGAUGCUAUGGGGCCUUCCCUCCAAAGUCGUCGAAUCCAUAGAGAUCUUUAAAUGGAGAGACAAUGCUUCCCUUUCUGAAGAUCCCUCCUCAACCAAGGUGACUAUUCAGGACGACUCCAAAUCUGGGGGCUUUAAGUCCAUCAGAGGAAAAUCAAAAUUUGACAGGAAUCAGGGGCUGAGCAAUGUAGGUCCUGUGCGAGAGCAUCCUGUCUCUGCUACCUCACAUGUAGGCAGAGAAAGAAAAGGGAUUCUAAGACACCCACCCUCUGCUAUCAACCAUGGACUUGCAGAGAGUGUUCAGAAAAGCGUGUGUGGUAGACCCAGUCUUGUGCCUGUCAAACGCAGCCUCCCAGGCAAAUCAAGUCAGGUUCCGUGUCCCCCAGGCCUGAGGUGUGCCCGCCCUAUGCUGCCUGCGGGGCAGGCUGUGGCUACACGGGACCCCAAGGCUGAGAGGAUGAGUUUCAGCAACAGAACAGAAAUGCUGCAGGGCAAAGAGAGGCGCAAGAACUUAGAAAUGCUUUCCAAAGCCCAUAUGUCCAGGGAGAUAUUCAGGGCUGAGGAACUUGAUGCUCCUGAGUCAAAAUCCAGUGACAUUUUGGUAACCAACGAGCCAGGGCACUCUCAAACAGCCACUAUGAAUGAGAGUCUAGUGGAAACUACUGUGACUACUAAAAGGCCCCCACAAGUAGCAGGUACCCAACAUCCUAAAUCAUCAGACCUAAAAAAAAAGCUUUUUAAUAAGUUAAAAUUUAUACGGGGGAGUGUGGAUCCCAGAACUGUCCCAGUUCAGCCCAGUGACAUACCUCUUUCUUCAGAUAACUUGACCCUAAAGUCUUCACUGACUCAUGCCCAGAACAUCUCCAGUGGGGACAUAGGGGCUUCGAAGGUGAUGCAAGCCCACCUCGUGGACCCUGGGAUCAACAUGGGGAAGCGGCAGGUCUUUGAGAAUGUUUUCAUGUGCCAGGAUCAAAAUUCCCCAGCAGCUGCCAAGAAAGAGAGUCUUGUGGGCCCCAACAGAGAUGAGAUUGGUGGAGGGGAUGCUAGUCCUGGGUCAUCCCCACAUCAAAGUCAAAGCCUUCCUACUCAGAACAUAGCACUGGAGGAGGUACAAUGUAGCAAGAUCCCCCAAACCCUCUCUCAAAAGGGACAACCUCCUCCUGAAAACUUUUUCAGAAAGAAAAUGAAGCACUUUUUGCAAUGGAUUCAUCCUGGGAUGACAGGAAAGUGGCAAGAAAAUUCCCAGGAGAAGGGCAGCCCCCUAUCAUCCUUGCCCAGCAGAGGUCUGCUUAAAAGUAGAGUUCCCUUUAUUGGGGUGACAGGACCUCAUAAAUUCAGGAUAGACACUGGAAAAUUCCAGGAGAGCCUUGGAUAUCAUGAAGCCCUUCAUUUGCCAGUGCAGACCUGGGCAGUGCCUAUUCACCGACAUCAUUUUAACCACAGGGGUCACAGGUGUAAAUUGACACAAUCCAUGUCCUGCUGCCAGGGAGCUGUCAUUGCUGGCCAGACUCUUCCUAUAGGUAUUAGAUCAGAGCGAAUGAUGGCUGACCACAUAAAGCUGUGUCAUUCAGGGAUCAGAUGCCUGGGCCAGCAUCACACCAUCACCCAGUGUCGUCAGUUGUUAUGUCCAGACCCUUUCUGUGAGGUGUGUAAUAGAACAACUGCUGAGGUUUAUCGACUGGUGUUCCGGAAGGCCCUGAAAGAUGCUACUCCUUCUGUGUCGCAUUUGGCUUCCACAGUUCCUGUGACUGAGUCAUCACUUACUUUGUCCCCUGCCUUCUCAGUAGUUCCUCCAGGAGACCUAACAUCAGUUCCUCUGCCUGAGCCUUCCCCCCCACCCGCUUUCACUAUCUCACCUAACCCAAUGACCCCUGUGGACGACUCUUGCUCACCCUCACCACCAGGUUACUCUUUGUCACCAAAACCUUUACCUCAGGGGGAUUCCAAAUUUCCACUGGACAAUUACCCACCAUCAACCAAUAAUUUUUGCCCUCUCCCACCACAUGAAACCGAGAGAGUAGAUGACAGUCUCCAACCAGAGGCCCCUUUAUGUCUGCAUACCCACUCAAUUGAUCACACUCUUUCCCAAAACACCAAUGCCUUACCAGAUUUCCCUCAAGUAAUGAAUUCCACUGAUUCAUAUGCUGUUCAUCUUGAACCAUCGACACUGUCUGUUUCAUCAUCACCAGAAUACACUUUAAGUGUGUCUCAAUCUAAAUCAAUUUCCAUCUUAAAGAAGCUUGUCCCAGAGAGCUCAUCGCCAGAUAACCCUGGAGGGCUGUCCACGUAUGUCCCAGCAACCAGAGGCCCUGACGAUUCAAGCCCAUCAUGUUCAGAAUUACCUUGGUGUCAGACUCAUGAUGAGAACCUAUUCCUCCCCUCAUUAUCAAAUUCCGAUAUUCAGCAAGAGCAUGCUUCUGUCCAUUUUCCAGAGACUUAUCUCUGGGAAGGAUCUGCUACUAAACACUUGGAGGCCAGUAACCUUUCUUUCCUUGGUCUUAAUCUUCAGGAUCUCUUAGAGAGACAAAUAAAAAAGAGAACAACUUUGCAGACUUUAGAGAAAAAAGCAGAGGAGGAGGGACUGCUUUUUAAAAAAAUGUGGCCUGAAGACUCACAGACAUCUUUAGGUAAUUCACUGAAGUCAUCUGAUGUCCAAGAAGCCACAACCCCAAGAACUGGCUGGAACACUAAAGGCAAGCCUAAGCAGGUGCACAUGUGUCCACAGCUCCUAUAUGUCAAGACUUUGGGGAAAAAUUUGCAGCAGAAAUACAGUCAACUCUUCUGGGGUCUUCCUUCUUUGCACAGUGAGUCAUUAGUGGCUACUCUCCUAGUUUCUAGUAGUGGUUCCACUCUAGAUCCUCACUUUGUCUUAUUCAAUGGAAUAGGUAAAGUUUCUGGGAUUCAAAGGUGGGAUCAAGAAUCUCCACUACUUUUUCAUUCCCAUCCCAUUCCCCUCUCCAAUGUACAUUCCAGUCCCAUGUCUCAAAGUAAAUUUCAAUUCCAUCCUGUAACUUUCUCUCAGAUCCAGCCCCAAGCCCACCUUCAAUCACGAUUUCCAAUCCUACCAUCUGCUUCUCUGUCCCAGAUUAGAGGCUAUGGAAUGUCAUUUCGUACAUGCCAGAAUGAGUCAGACUCUCCUAUCACAACAGAAAAUCAGCACCUGAAAUGGCAUGCAUUGCGGAAGCAUCAGGAAUGUUUGUGGGGAUUAGUCUCCAAAGUCCACAAACCUCAAGGGCCCAUUUGUCCACACCCCCCCAAUAUUCCAUUGGUUAGGCAUACAUCCCAGGCCUGUGUACCUGUUUCUUUCCUCCCUGGCCAUUUUUGUAUGACCAGUGAAUCCCAGGAGAAAUUGGACAGCCAUACUCCACAGAGACUAAUCCCACACCAGUGCCUCCAUGCCUGUAGGAAUACAGAGUCUCUAGUACUCCUGGAACCUCAGUGUAAGCUAACAGAAAAAUCCCAGCAGAAAGGCACACUUGCUUACUCACAACGCUCUGAGCUUCAGAUCCAGAAUAACACAGAUCUAAUAAAGACUGACUGUAGUAUUUCAGGAAGUUUCCAUGAGAGGGAAAAGUUUCAUGUGAAGGACAUAAGGCAGAAUCUUGAGCAUAUCCUAGGAAAGAGCUCACAAAGGAUCUCUGAAUUCUACUUGAUGAAGGGUUUGGGUACAGCCUCUGACAAAAAAAGCAACUGUGUGUUUCGCUCAAGGUAUGGUCAAAGACAUGAAUUAUUAAGUGUCUCAAUGAAGGACACUGAAAUGAAAACCAUUCUUAGAUUACACUUGAGCAGGAAGUUUUGGCAGAUCACAGUGGGUAGGAUACCUAUAUGUGUAUGUCGUUCAUGGCUAGCUGACAGAAGUGCAUCUCUACCUUCUGGAGGUUCCCAUAUCAAAACAAAAAGCAAAAAUUUGGCUAACACAAUAGUAGGUAAGGCCUACUGCCAGAUUACCACUCUAGAGCCUUAUUUUCUUGACUCUAAUACUAGACAGGUACUAGAAUCCCAUAUUAUAAGAUUUCAGGUAAAUCAGAUGUGGGGCCUACCCUUCAAGGUUCGUGAAUCCAUAAAAUUCUAUAUGCUGAGAGAAGCCAAGACAUGGCCUCUCCCCCAAUUUGACUUUCUAGCCUCAGCUGCCUGUAUUUCUGGCAUGACUUUCAAAGGUGAGAUGUCUAAGUCUCUUGAGCAAAGCACUAAAACUUUUCAGGGAAACAAUAUGAGAAGAACAAAAUCAGUCCCCAACUUGGACCAACCUUGCCUGGCUAUCUCAUGUGUAGGCAGUAAAGGGAAGGAAGACUUGAAAAUAUCACUCUUUGAUGUCAAGAAUGACCUUACAGCCAUUGAGAGGGUUAAGGAUGUCAGAAAGACUCAUCAGUUUGUCACAACUAGCAUCACUGACAAAGCCAUUCAGACUGAAACUGUACUAGACAAUAUAUGCAGCUUAGAUGUACCCACAAGGCUGACUGAUGAUGGAUAUGAGCCAGUGGAAAAGAAUGUGAAUUCUAGUUUUAGAGUAGAAAUGGUUCAGAAUGAAAUGAUGGUGGAGAAGAACUCAGAACAUUUUUCCAUGCUUAGUGUGUCCAGGGAGAUAUACAAGGCUGAAGAGUUGUGUGCUUUUCAAUCACAAUCUGGUGACACUUUGACAACUACAGAGACAGGAAGUUCCCAAGAGAUAAAUAUCAAUAUGAUUAAAGCAGAAACUACCUUGGCCACUGAAUGCCCCUCCACAAACAUACUGGGCUUCAGAGAUGAUGAAGCAGAAGACUUUAAAAAACAGCUUCUUAAUGAAUUAAAAAUUAAACUGGAGAGUGGGGAGCAGAGCAAGGCCCAAGGUCAUCCCAGUCACAUGCCCCUUUCUUCAGAUAAUCUUACCCAUAAGUCCUCACAGACUCUUGUCCAGAGCUUCUCCUGUGGGGACACAGAAGCCUCCCGGGAGCUGUAUGCCCACAUGGAGGAUAGUAGGAUGAACAAAAAACAGCUACAGAAGACGAGGGUCCCUGAACAAGUCUCAAGGAGGUGCCAGGAUAAGAACUCACCAGAUGCAAAGAGAGUGGCCUUCAAAGAAGAAGGAAGAUUUGAAGUUCUCACUUCACCUGGAAGUGAGGACUCAGGAAGAGGGACAUCAAAAGCCAGAAAGAAGAGAGAGACUGUUGAGAAUGGAGAAUUAGAGGACACUUCUCCAUUUCUGCCAGGGAAUGAACAGUUUUCUACUGAAAGUUACCUCAGAAAAAAGAUAAGGCAAUUAUUUCAGUGGCUUGAUUGCAAGCGAAGAAACACAGGACGGGAAAGUUCCCCACAAAAAGUCAAGUUUGUGCCAACUUUUGCACAACAUCAAGACCCACUUCAAAGUGCAGCUGUCUUUAUGAGUUAUGAAUCUCCUCAAGCAGUUGAGCUUAUGACAGCCAUUGGGAAGAUUCUAGAGGAAAAAGUGGCAUGUAUGUAUGAAUCUGAUGGCUCAGUGUUAAGACAUCAGGCAAAAAUAGAGCCCCAAGUGGGACAACACUUAAACGAAGGGACUCUCUCUGAUCCACGAGAAAGGGAAUGGGCAAGUAUGAAGUCCAGCAGCAAAGAAGCUGUCUCUGCUGACCAGCAUUGUCUUUCAAAUGUUAGACAGGAUGGAGGCAGGGUAACAUAUCCUCCAAAAGUUGUGGCCUUUCCGGGCCAGCUUUUCUGGGAAAGUCUACACCCUUCCCCAUCCUUCAGGGAGUCUGCACCUCAUCCAAGCCCCAUCUGUGCGCAUCAUCUUUUGUGGGUCAGGAAUCCAGGCAAGGCUUACCUGGGUUCUCGGCUUCAGGGUUUCUCCAAAGUUGCUAAGAUGUUAGCUGGAGCUUGGCUAUCAUCUGAAGAUUUGAAUGGGGAAGGAUCAAGGCCCCACUUCUGUGCUCAUCUUCCUCACACUCUUUACACUCACCUGAGCGUGUGUCCUGGACCACUAGAGAGGAACCAGCAGUCCCGUGGGGCUGUUCAUCCAAAUGACUCCAAAACAACAGCCAAACCGAAGCGGGAACCGCCACUCCUUUAUACUCUCCCACCACCCUGGAAACGUCACACUGUCCCUGAGGCCCCCACGACCCUGUCUACUCCUCCCAGUUGUGCCGGCAGAAGUUCCCAGAAGCCACCGGAGCAACGGAAGCAUUUCUCAGAAUAUGCCCCUGGAAGAAAUGAGGAAGAGAGUAAAGGGACAGAAACCAAGAAAGGCAAGCAAGGGAUGUUUUGUAUUCAGGAGCUAGAAACUCAAGGUCGACAUCAGAAGAGAGGAGCAUGUGUUGAUGGCCACCGGAAACAAAUAAACACCUUUGCGAAGUGGAGAGCAUGCAGAAAGGUCAUAGGCACCUGUGCACAGCACAGGCUAAUCCAAGUGCAUGAAAAUCAGCUUGGUUAUCAGACGGUUCUUGCCAAACUGUGUUUUUGGAUGAUGAAACCACAUCCAGUGGAUCUGUGCAGAGUGGAAUGCCUAAGUCUGUUACAGAAGAUAGAUGGCCUUGGAGGCAGGGAAAGAGAUCCUGGAAUGUUCAGAGAGGCCAGAGCUCUAGAGCAGCAAGCAGCCAAGACGAUGGUAGCCGUGGACGUAAUGAAGGCUGGAACCUAA